This is a messenger RNA of Salvelinus sp. IW2-2015, 738 nucleotides long. NCBI's taxonomy places the organism in Eukaryota, Metazoa, Chordata, Actinopteri, Salmoniformes, Salmonidae. The record is from RefSeq and is a predicted model, not a curated record.
CUCAGGCGGUUGUGGCUACAGCAAGGCCAAGCAGGAACCUGAUGAGAGAAGAUACACUUCCACAAUGGCCACAUUAUGUACCCGGGGGUGCGUACAUAUAUCGACCCCCACACCUACGAGGACCCCAACCAGGCCGUCCAUGAGUUCGCCAAGGAGAUCGAUGUUUCCUGCAUCACAAUUGAGAGAGUCAUUGGAGCCGGUGAGUUUGGGGAGGUGUGCAGCGGCCCCCUCCGCCUGCCUGGUAAGAAGGAGUUCCCAGUAGCCAUUAAGACCCUGAAGGCAGGUUACACAGAACGACAAAGGCGGGACUUCCUAGGGGAGGCGUCCAUCAUGGGACAGUUUGAUCAUCCAAACAUCAUCCACCUGGAAGGCGUGGUCACCAAGACAAAACCUGUGAUGAUCAUCACGGAGUACAUGGAGAACGGAUCACUGGACACCUUCCUCAAGAAGAACGAUGGCCAGUUCACAGUGAUCCAGCUGGUUGGGAUGCUGCGUGGUAUGGCGUCAGGCAUGCGCUACCUGUCUGACAUUGGAUACGUGCACCGGGACCUGGCAGCGCGUAACAUCCUGGUCAACAGCAACCUGGUGUGUAAGGUGUCUGACUUUGGCCUGUCCAGAGUCCUGGAGGAUGAUGCUGAGGCUGCAUAUACGACCAGGAAGCAGAGUGCCAGUCUCACAGUGAUCAGCUGGCUUGGGAUGCUGCGUGGUAUGGCGUCAGGCAUCCGCUACCCUGUCUGA